Molecule: messenger RNA, 2966 nt
Organism: Sebastes umbrosus (honeycomb rockfish)
Lineage: Eukaryota; Metazoa; Chordata; Actinopteri; Perciformes; Sebastidae
Gene: ccni
Product: cyclin I
Exons: 10
Coding region: 284-1609 (441 amino acids)
Biological process (GO): mitotic cell cycle phase transition; regulation of cyclin-dependent protein serine/threonine kinase activity
Cellular component (GO): nucleus; cytoplasm; cyclin-dependent protein kinase holoenzyme complex
Molecular function (GO): cyclin-dependent protein serine/threonine kinase regulator activity
Source: RefSeq, a predicted model, not a curated record
CUCUCUUCCCCCCUCCAGUCCCCUCCUCCUCGGAAGUAGACGCAUCAGUCUAUUCCGUUCUUUUAUUUUUAUAUAUUUUUUAACAACAACAACCCCUUUUCUCCCCAUCACGAAGCACCAUGGACGCCAAGAUGGACGAAUAAACCGAAGAAGGGUCCCCGAUUUCACCCCUAAUAUUAAUCCUGGGACUGAGUGGACCGGAUGAAAUCCAACUGUGCUGUUCUCCGCUCUGCAGGGGAGGUAGCUGUAUCCAGUGGGGAGGUAGGCUCAACCAGGGGAAAGAAUGAAGUUCUUCGAACCCUGGGGACGCCAGAGGCUGUCUUUUCUUCUGGAAAAGGCCGCCUCUAGGGAAGCCAAGAUGUGGAAGGUCUACGUGCCAAAGAAGCCCUCACAGGAUACAGACGUCUCCCCUGCCCAGCGGGAUGAGGCCGUGCGCUGGUUGACGGAGCUCCACAGCAAACUGCAGCUAUACCCAGAGACCCUGGUGUUAGCUGUUAGCAUCCUGGACCGCUUCCUCGCUUCCAUCAAGGCCCGUCCAAAGUACCUGCGCUGCAUCGCCAUCGCAUGCUUCUUCCUGGCUGCUAAGACCUGUGAGGAGGAUGAGCGCGUGCCCUCUCUGAAAGAGCUGGUCGCCUCCAGCGGUUGUGGCUGUUCACCGUCAGAGAUCCUGAGGAUGGAGAGGAUCAUCCUGGACAAACUGAACUGGGAUCUGCACACCGCCACAGCACUGGACUUCCUUCACAUCUUCCAUGCGAUGGUAUUGUCGUGCCGUUCCGGGUUUCUGGACUCCAUGUUGGGACUGAACCGCUCUCAGCACCUCACCCUGCUCACACGGCGACUCUACCACUGUCUGGCCGACCACACGCUCACACAGCUCAGAGGAUCCAUGCUGGCCUUGGCCCUCAUCACCCUGGAGCUGGAGACCUGUUGCCCUGACUGGCUGGCUCUUACCAUUGACCUGCUGAGGAAGGCACAGAUCGACAGCUCUGAGUUGAUUCGGAGUCGAGAGCUGGUGGCUCGUAGUCUGUCCACACCGAGAGCUUCCCUGCCUCCAAACACUGUCUACAUCUACCAACCCCUUCAGAGCCAACCCAUCCUGCAGCCUCCGGCCCAGGACCCCACACUCCCCCGCUGCACACUGGGGAUCAUCACCUCCAACAGCGAGUCUUCCAGGGACCAUGCCUUCGUCACCGCCGCUCCUGCCCAGCUACAGGCACCUGCUGAUGGGGAGGAGGGGAGCCGGCAGCCCUGGAGCUCCAUCUCCUCCUCCACCAACAGCAGCGUCCCAGUUCUGCUCUCUCCACCCAAACACCUUCGCCAUCCUAACCACCUGCAGAAGGUCACACUGCGCUGCAAGUCAUCCUCCAAGCGCAAGGUGGAGGAGAUGGAGGUGGACGACUUCUACGAUGCCAUCAAACGCCUCUACAACGAAGAUGGCACCACCACCGCUGCUGUCCAGGAGGGGGCAGCACCUACACCUUCAAUGGGGGCCAUAACUACAGGUGGAGGAGGAGGAGGAGGAGGUCUGGGUGUCUGCAGUGUCCUGUUGUCCCGACAGGAAGGCAGCUCUUCCCCCUGCCCGCCUCUGCAGCCAGUCAGUGCCUCCUAGAGACCAAACAGCAACCUGUUUACCAAAACCACCUUCACACCGACAUCAUCUCUCACUUUCAAAUGAAUACUCCUCAAUCAGUGAUGGGCAACUCCCUCAGCAAUAGGCAACAACGAUUUUAUUCAGUGUUCCCAUUUGCAUAAACAAAGCAAUGUAAAGGCAGCUCCUGGGGGAGAUGUUGCCCAUCAGAGUCCUUUACAAGGCUGCUUUUGAUGAAACGUACAGUAAAAGAAGAAAAUCUCGAUCUUCUCAUCUAAAUAAAGCAGCGACUCAGAUGAUUUCAGCGGUGAAGAUGGUUUUGGUUUCAGUGCAAAAACGACCCCAACGUGACCCCGAGCUGUUCAGCGGUCCUCAGAUCAGUUCCCAUCAUCCCCUGCAACAGGAAAACGGAGCCCAAAAAAAAUUCAAAAAACAAAAAAACGUGCUGCUGCUACUAUCUUAUUAAUUAUAUUUGUUGAACACAAAUACAAUAUUACAAAAGGUUUAAAAAAAAAUUAUAAAUAGAAAAGUUACCUUAAAAAAAAAUUUACUUUUCAAUCCCCGUGUCUCUCUCUCUCUCUCUCUCUCUCUCUCUGUCUGGAAGAAACAUCGUCAUUGUUUGUCAACUUAUAUUCGUUGUUCACAUCUUAAACUCUUCUCUCAUUUCAUAUAUUUAUGUUUUUAUCCUAUCUUCUUCCCUGUCCCUCCUCACUCUGCAUGUUUCCUUCUCUUUCAUAGAGUCUAAAUUAAAUGUCUAGAUGAAUCUCUGUGUUACUCACCCUGAUAGAAAAAAAGUUUUUUUUAGUGAAGUGCAAUUUGAUUGUUAAUAAGAUGCUAAUAUAAAUAUCCCUCCUAUGAAUCCUCUGUUUUUCCCCUCCCCUCUCAGCUUGUUGUGACGGCUUGACUGAAUGAACGUUACUCAGGUUGUUUUAUUCACCCACAAACUAAAAAAGCGACACCAAGAGAUGUCGAUUAUUUCCUAGUAACGCACAUGCGCUGAUCUAAAACCUUAAAAGAGUCUUGGUCGUGAGAACUUUCUAACGGAAACUUCCAGGCCAGAGAGAAUUGAAGUUCUAGUUUAUAUAUUCAGAUGUAAUAAAACAACCUUGAGGUAUUUAAAGCAUUUAAUAUUAAGCUAAGAUACAGAAAUGUGGUUUUGGAGUUGGUGUUUAAAGCUUCAGAAGGAAAAAGUGACACUUUGAUGUUCAAAAAAAAAAACCCCCGCUAAAACAACAUGCUCUGUUUUCAUCUCUUGAAGUUCUGUUUAAUAUAUUUUUAUUCCUGCAAAAAGCUCUGUUGAUCCUGCUGUAGGAGCUGCUGGUGGCUGCUCUGGGUCCCUGAAUGCACCGCAGCACCAAUAAAUGAAGAGAUAACUAAA